UUGCAGAGCUUGGUCAAACACACAGAGAAGAUCUGCAUAUUCAUGAGCUCUGAUUGGACAUCUCUUGUAUCACCCUGACGCUUCGGACAUUUCAUUGGUUAUCUCUGUGACAAUCAUGUACACUGGCGCUUCCAGGAAGCUCUCUUCGCAGUGAGUGUUGUCCAGACUGCUGAAACAAUGCCAGUGAGAAGGAAAGUGUUGACUAAACCACUGCCCAAUGGACUGAUAAUAACUGACACUGAAAAGAAACAGUGGAGACUGGGGAAGAUCAUUGGACAAGGUGGAUUUGGGAUGAUAUACCUGGCUUCCCCAAGUGUAAAUGCACCUGUUGGAGAUGAUUCAGAUUUUGUGAUUAAAGUUGAAUAUCAUGAGAAUGGUCCUUUGUUCACAGAACUUAAGUUUUAUCAGAGAGCUGCAAAACCAGAAUACAUGAAAGGAUGGAUAAAAAAGUGUCGAUUAGAAUUUCUGGGGAUUCCUACCUACUGGGGAUCUGGUUUGGCUGAAUGCAGUGGAAUACGAUACCGGUUCAUGGUGAUGGACAGAUUAGGCAGUGAUUUGCAGAAAAUCUUUGAAAAAAAUGGGAAGAGGUUUAAAAAGGAGACUGUUCUCUGUUUAGGCGCUCAGUUGAUUGAUGUUCUGGAAUACAUUCAUGAGAAUGAAUAUGUUCACGCCGAUAUUAAGGCUUCAAAUCUUCUGCUGGGCUACAAGGAUCCAAGCAAGGUUUACCUUGUUGACUAUGGGCUGUCGUAUAGAUACAGCCCUGAUGGCAAUCACAAAGUUUACAAAGAGAACCCAAAGAAGGGACAUAAUGGAACAAUGGAGUACACAAGCAUUGAUGCUCACAAAGGAGUGGCACCUUCCAGACGGACCGACCUUGAAAUCCUUGGCUACUGCAUGCUGCACUGGAUUUGUGGAACGCUGCCCUGGGAGGACAACCUAAAGAACCCCGUGCUUGUCCAGAAAGCAAAAGCACAGCUUAUGGAAAACCUUCCAGAUUCUGUAAUUCUGAGUUCAGCCUCUGGAACUAACUGCAGGGAAGCAGCCAGGUUUUUAUGCUGCGUUAAAACCUUGGGAUAUGAUGAAAGGCCAAACUACCAGAUGCUACGAGAUAUUCUUUUAGAUGGAGUACAAGAAAUGAAAACAGACUACAAGGGCCCUUUGGAUUUUUCUGCUGGGCAUGAAGUGGAAGCACAUGGUUCCAAGUCCCAUGAAUUUUUUCCUCCUCAGCAGUUUUUUCAGAAAACUCCCAAGAUACAAUCUGCAGCUAGAGAAACAAAAUCCAAACCAAAAUCCCAGGACAAUGAAGAAGAACAUAGAAGGAUUAAAGAUUCAACACAAACACCUGCUCGUAAAUUGGUGGCAACCCAGAGACAUUUGCAGGAGGAGGACAAGAUGUCUCAGACAAAACAAAUAAAAAGAAAAACAACAUGCAAAGAAGAAAAUGGACAGAGGCCCAGCACUAAACAGUUCAAUCAUGUACUAAUGCAAUCUGUACAUCAGGGACAACUUUGCCCACCAUGCUCUAAUUACUUAGCUGUGAAUGAAUCCACAACACCUAAAGCUGUUAAAAUAUACAGCGGUGCGAUAACUGUACUUUUAUGCUUGAUUUUCUAUGUUUUGUUCCUUCUUUGAAGAAAAGGGAAAUGAUGCAUCGUUUCAGAGACUGAAGCACCUGUCGAUACACAGGUCCAGUCAGCAUCUGAACAAAUCUGCUCUUUACGAUUUCUUAGUAGUCAUUUUCACUGUAAGUGGCUGUAAAAAAAAAAGAAAAAAAAUUGUUUUGUAAACAUGCAUAACAUUUUAAUAAAUAAAAGUGAGAAACUA
Molecule: messenger RNA, 1824 nt
Organism: Lepisosteus oculatus (spotted gar)
Lineage: Eukaryota; Metazoa; Chordata; Actinopteri; Semionotiformes; Lepisosteidae
Gene: vrk2
Product: VRK serine/threonine kinase 2
Biological process (GO): peptidyl-serine phosphorylation; signal transduction
Cellular component (GO): nucleus; cytoplasm
Molecular function (GO): ATP binding; protein serine/threonine kinase activity
Source: RefSeq, a predicted model, not a curated record